Molossus molossus (Pallas's mastiff bat) is the source of this 2814-nucleotide messenger RNA. RefSeq names its product obscurin-like. Lineage: Eukaryota; Metazoa; Chordata; Mammalia; Chiroptera; Molossidae. The record is from RefSeq and is a predicted model, not a curated record. Gene Ontology annotation, molecular function: protein binding.
AUGCGUCUGCAAGACCUGGAGGUGCAGGAGAAGGGGUCAGCCACGUUCCGGUGCGAGGUGCCGCUGCUGGGCACGGAGGCCGUGUGGUACAAGGAAGAGACGCGGCUGUGGGCCGGCACCAAGUAUGCCAUCGAGGAGGUGGGCACAGAGCGCCGGCUCACCGUGCACAACGCCUCUGCCGAUGAUGAUGCAGUGUACAUCUGCGAGAUUGCUGAGGGCAGUCGUACUGUGGCAGAGCUUGCAGUACAAGGCAACUUCAUCCGAAAGCUCCCGAGAAAGACAGCGGUGCGAGUGGGGGACACUGCCAUGUUCUGCGUAGAACUGGCCAGACCGGAGGGCCCUGUGCACUGGCUUCGGAACAAUGAAGAGUUGGUGGUGGGGGGCCGCAUAGCCAUCACCACUGAAGGCACACACCACACUCUGACCAUCUCCCAGUGCAGCCUAGAGGAUAUGGGUGAGGUGGCCUUUGUGGCUGGGGACUGCCAGACGUCCACCCAGUUCUUCGUGUCAGCCCCCAGGAAGCCACCACCACAUGCCCCUGAGGCCCCUGUGGUGAAGGCCAAGACAGAGAAUUCUGUGACUCUCAGCUGGUCCCCACCACCCCAUGGGGACUACCCUGUCACCAUUGAUGGCUACUUGGUGGAGAAGAAGCGACUGGGCACCUACACCUGGAGCCGGUGCCAUGAAGCCGAGUGGGUGGCCACUCCUGAGCUGACUGUGGCCUGCAUGGCUGAAGAGGGGGACUUCCAGUUCCGAGUGUCAGCUGUAAACAGCUUUGGCCAGAGCUCCUACCUUGAGUUCCCAGGGACUGUCCACCUGGCAUCCCAGUUGGCUGUGAAGAUGCCUCUGAAGGCAGUGAAGGCUGUGGAGGGCAGUGAGGGGACCUUCUCUGUGGACCUCAUUUCGGUCUCUGGGGGUGAGUGGUUCCUGGAUGGGCAAGGCCUGAAGGCCAGCAGCAUGUACAUGAUCCACUGUGAUGGUACCCGGCAUACCCUCACCAUCAGCUCAGUGCCUGCCAGCCUGCAUGGUGCUGAGCUCAAGUUCAUGGCCAGUGGCAUCGAGAGCAGUAUUUGCAUGGAGGUUCAAGUGGCCACAGGGCUGACUACCAAGCUUCCAGGGAAGAUUCAAGAGGUGCUGGCCCGGCUGCACGAGGAGACACAGCUUCUGGCUGAGCUUUCAGACAAGGCUGUGGCUGUAACAUGGCUCAAGGAUGGCCGAGCAUUGCCUCCGGGCCCCAUGUAUAAGGUGUAAGCUUCAGCAGGGCAGCAGGCACUGCUGGUGCGGGAUGUGGCCUGAGAUGACGCUGGCCUGUAUGAGUGUGUCAGCUGUAGGGGCCACAUCGCCUACCACCUGUCAGUUCAAGGGCUCACACCCUUUCUGCACAAGGACUCGGUGGGUAGCUGUGUGGACACAGUGGCUGGGGGCCCAGCCCAUUUUGAGUGUGAGACUACAGAGGCCCACGUCUGGCUCAAGGAUGGCUCAGAGCUUGGCCAGUCCUGCCUGCACUUCUUGCAGGAGGACAUGGGCACAAGAUGUCGGCUGGUGGCCAACUUGGUCACCAAGCUAGAUGAGGGUACUUAUCCAUGCCACGUGGGUGAAUACUUUGUGGAUUUCCAGCUGCAUGUUUGUGAGCCCACAGUAGUAUUUGCCAUAGAGCAGCCAGCACACAAUGAGGUGUAGGUUGUGGCGGGGGCCAGCACCACACUGAGCUGUGAGGUAGCCCAGGCCCAGACAAAGGUGAUGGGGUAUAAGGAUGGCAAGAAGCUCAGUGGGAGCUCAAAAAUACACAUGGAGGCUAUGGGCUGUACACAGAAGCUGGUGCUACAGCAGGUGAGGGAGGUGGAUGAUGGGGCGUACAGCUGUGAAGCUAGGGGCCAGAAGGUCACCUUCCAUCUGGAUGUCACAGAGCCCACAGUGGUGUUCGCCAAGGAGCAGCCUGCACACAGGGAGGUACAGGUGGUGGCGGGGGCCAGUGCCACGCUGAGCUGUGAGGUGGCCCAGGCCCAGAUGCAGGUGACAUGGUACAAGGACAGCAAGAAGCUGAGUGGGAGCUCGAAAGUGCAUGUGGAGGCCACCGGCUGUACCCGGCGGCUGGUGCUGCUGCAGGUUGAAAAGGUAGAUGGCGGGGAGUACAGCUGCGAGGCUGGAGGCCAGAGGGUCACCUUCAGCCUAGAUGUCACAGAGCCAGAGCCUGAGACACCAGGCCUGGAGAGAUCUGUCCACAGGGGGCUUCUGGUGGUCAGAGAGCAUGAGGAUAUCGUCCUGACUGCCACGCUGGCCACACCCUCUGUGGCUGCCAUUAAAUGGCUCAAGGAUGGCGUGGAGAUUCGCCGCAGCAAGCGGCAUGAGACUACCAGCCUGGGGUACACCCACACUCUGACCGUGCGCAGCGCGCAGACUCUGGACAGCGCAGUCUACAGCUGCCGUGUGGGCACCGAGCGGCAGGACUUCCCAGUGCAGGUGGAAGAAGUGGCCUCCAAGUUCUGCCGGCCCCUGGAACCUGUAAGCGGGGAGCUGGGCGGCACAGUGACACUGUCCUGUGAGCUGAGCCCGGUGCAGGCCGAGGUGCUGUGGCGCUGCGGGAGCAUGCAGCUCCGGGCGGGUAAACGCUUUCAGAUUGCGGCAAAGGGGCCCCAGCGCUCGCUCACUGUGUUGGACCUACGGGCAGAGGAUGCGGGCGAGUACGUGUGCGAGAGCCGUGACGACCGCACCAGUGCCAGGCUCUCAGUCUACGGUAUGCUGGUGGCUUGGGUGAGGGGACUGGGCGUUCUCCGGCAGCUUCAUGGUAAAGGUGCUCUUCCGUGGCAUCUGUGA